UUUUCAAUGUGUACAUAAUUGUACAAUUGUUGAUUUUCAAUGUGUAUAUAAUUGUACACCUGUUGAUUUAUGACAUUGAUAUACAGAUGCAUUUUUGCUGCAAAUUCCAUGAUUGCAGGUGACUCUUGCCUUCAUGAAUUUUUUUUUUUGCUAACGAGCAACAUACUAUGAUGUGCACAAAGUAAUUUUCAACAAUCUAGAUUUUGAGUAAAUUUACAUAUGAAGAUGAUCUAAUUAUUUCUUGAAUCAUUGCGAUGGUUGAGGAAUCAUCACAAUGUUAUAACAUUGUGAUGAUUCAUCAAACGUUGUGAUGAUUCGUCAAACAUUGUGAUGUUUCGUUCACAUCCAUGUCUAUAUAACAAUUUUGCAUCAGUCACUUUGUUUUAUAUUAACCGGAUUUUUCUGUCAUCCUCAGAAAUUUUUGCAUUAUUCACUGUGUUUUCUAUUAACCUAUUAGGAUCCUUCUGUUUAUCUUCACAAAAUUUCAAAACGCAGAAUCGUGAAGAAUUUAAGAUGGGUAAAAUCGAAAUUAUUGCAUCAUUAUUAGAAGGUCUAAGCAACAUACGAAAUGUAUACCAACUUCAACAGAAUGAAUUAGAUGAGAAUGAAAAUGUGGUGCUGAAAGGGAUACUCGACACUACUGCUACACAAGUGCAAAUGGUUCAGUCUCAUAUGAAGAAGCAGACAGUUGCGGACCGAUCGCAACAACAAGAUUCAAAGAUAGAGAAUAAAGUGUGUCAUAAGUGUGGGAAAUUUAAAAAGUUGGAGAUAGAAGGAGCGAAGGUGAUAACCGAACUAGAUGUCAUUAGAAGGUUUAAAGCUGGUAAUCCGAGAGGUAAUCAAGUUUUAUCCCAGGACAGGGAUGAAAUACUGUGUCAAGCCAUUAAGAGGAAGUUUCGGAAUCCGCAGAGAACAACCAGUCCACCUUUGCUGGAUGCGAAGGUUGAAUCUGUUGGUUCCAGAGAAAUGAUCUCUUGUCAACAAAGAGAACAGGAGCCAACUGAGGGUAUCAUGCAGCCAACUACGCUGAGCGGAAUGGAGGUUACCUCCAUUCAGGAUUGGAUUGCAAACAGCCACAAUCAGCGAAACAGAAGAUCUACUGGAUCUUCGUCAACACCUGCAGAUGACAUUGAUUCAUAUACUAGUAGCGAAGAGUUGGAUUACCCUCCGCAACGCACUGAGCAGUUGGACCGUCAUCGCAUUUAUAGGUCCAUCUCUCGGAGUAGAUCCCCGCAAUCCAAGAUUUCCUGUAGCGACAGGAGUUAUACCUCAUAUGAUCCAUACGAUAGUUCCCCAGAGGAGGAAUACCUAGUUGAAUACCCAGUUGCAAGGGGUUAUACAUCAUAUGAUUCAUAUGAUAGUUCCCCGGAGGAGGAAUGCCCAGAUGCAAGGAGUUAUACAUCGUAUGAUUCAUAUGAUAGUUCCCCAGAGGAGGAAUACCCAGAUGCAAGGAGUUAUAAAUCAUAUGAUUCAUAUGAUAGUUUCUCAGAGGAGGAAUACCCUGUUGCAAGGAGGAGUCGGUUUUCCAAGAAAGAUCCACCGCAGAAAAAGAUGGGACAUGUUAAAAGAUUAACUACCAAGCUUGUAGGCAUGUUCCGUCGUGAUCACCAUGAGGAUACAGGUGCAUCACCAUCCAAGGAGGAUAGGAAUGCAGGGGAUCAUCAUGUUUCUAUUCAGAAACCUGUGGGUAAUGGUAAACUCCACCAUGAAAUCAAAGGGAAACACAUGCCGGUACAAACGAGAAGAACAACGAAAGUUGAGGACAAGGCAAGCCACCAACAAGGACAUUUCCGACCACUUGUAAAAGGAUUUGUUGGUCACGUUUUUAGUUUGAAGAAAUCUAAGCCGUCCUCAUCUGGCGUCAGACAGUUAGAAAAAGCGGUAACAGGUAAGGAAAAAAUUACUGCUAAGAAACGGCAUUGGUGGCAGAGUUUGCGAAGGCAGGGAUUACCGAACAAAAGGGGCAAGGCACUCCUUACACAGGGGUAUAAGAAGAAGCAUACCCAGUUAAAGGGCAGGCAUAGACAUGCAAAAUAAUAUUUAGAAUGUUAUGCAAGUAAAUGACUGCACCUAAAAUAUGUCAAUUAGUUGAUGUAUAUUUUUGUAUACUUAACAUUAAACCCAAAAUAUAUUGCAAGAGAAAAUGAUACUUGUG
Papaver somniferum (opium poppy) is the source of this 2155-nucleotide messenger RNA. Its product is annotated as protein KOKOPELLI-like. Lineage: Eukaryota; Viridiplantae; Streptophyta; Magnoliopsida; Ranunculales; Papaveraceae. The coding region runs from base 331 to 2037 and encodes 568 amino acids. The record is from RefSeq and is a predicted model, not a curated record. The transcript is spliced from 3 exons.